GACGCGGAGCCGAGCGGCCGCAGGGAGAGCGCGGCGGGGAGGGGGGGCGGGAGGGGGGUGGGGGAUCCCCGAGGCCCCGAUUCUUCUGGGAGGGCCCCGAGCCGGCGCUGGGCGGCCCGGCCCGCCGCCACUAGUCCAGACCCGCUGCGUCCCGCGCCCGGGAAGGAAGGAGCCCGCGACCGCGCCCCUGCUCGGCCUCCGCGGGCCGCGCCUGCCCCGCUCGGUACCCCUUGGAGCCGGGAGCCCCAGCGUCGCCCCCCACGUCCGCUCGCAGCGCCCGGCCUCGGCCCAGGAGCGCGCAGCCCGGGUGCUGGGGAUAGACCGGCGAGCAAGAGACCAGACCCUUGUUCCCGCUGAUCCCUCAGCCCCCCAGUGGAUGGAGCCCGCCGCCCCGAGACCUGCCAGCUCAAUGAUCUGUGUGGUGACCCCAAAAAGAAGAGGCCUGAGGUCUACAAGUUGCUUCUGAAACUGCUUUCGCCUUUCGGAAAAAGCAAUGCAACUUCCACACAAGUUUGUGAGGGUCCUGGGCGCAUGCUGAGCGCGCGCGGGCUGGCGCGCCCUUUGCUCGGGUCCUGGACCCGGGCCGCUGCCAUAGCAACGGCCUGGACGCCCAGCCCUUGAGCCUCGGCGGCCGCCGCCGCCGCCGCAGCCGCCGCCGCCGCCGCCUCCUCCGGGGACCCUUCUGCUCCCUCUAGCGAGGGCUGGGGCGGCGGCGGCCGGGACCGGGAGACCAGACCGCCCUCUCCUCUGCUUGCAGCCGCUUCCAAAGAUGCCCUUCCAGAAGCACGUCUACUACCCACUGGCCAGCGGCCUCGACGGUGCAGACGUCCCCGCGGCCGCGGCGGGCGCCGCCUCGCUGGCCAGUGCCACCGCUUCCAGCGCGGCCGCCGUGGGCCCGCUGCCCUUCUUCCAGUUCCGCCCGCGCCUGGAGACCGUGGACUGGCGGCGGCUGAGCGCCAUUGACGUGGACAAGGUGGCGGGCGCCGUGGACGUGCUCACGCUGCAGGAGAACAUCAUGAACAUCACCUUCUGCAAGCUGGAGGACGAGAAGUGCCCGCACUGCCAGUGCGGCGUGGACCCGGUGUUGCUGAAGCUCAUCCGCCUGGCGCAGCUCACCAUCGAGUACCUGAUGCACUCGCAGGACUUCCUGACGGCGCAGCUGCGCCAGCUGGAGGAGCGGUUGCGCCUGAGCCUGGCCGACGGCGAGCAGAGCAAGCAGCUCCUCUCCAAGCAGGCCGGGGACAUCAAAUCCCUCAAGGAAGAGUGUAAGCGCCGGAAAAAGAUGAUUUCUACCCAGCAGCUGAUGAUUGAGGCCAAAACCAGCUAUUACCAGUGCCAUUUCUGUGACAAGGCCUUUAUGAACCAAGCCUUUCUACAGAGCCAUAUUCAGCGCCGCCACCCUGAAGAUCCUCACCUUGGGUAUAAGAAAAGGGAGCAGACAGACAGGCUCCAAAACGAGGUGGACAUGCUGAAGGAGCAGCUGCAACUGACCAGGACCCAGCUGGAGGCUGCCCAGCACGCGCAUGCAGUCAGGUUCUCCAAGGAAUAUGAAUUGCAAAAAGCAAAAGAUCAGGAAUUUUUGAAGCUAUUUGAUCAAUGGAAAGAAGAAGAAAAGGAGAAACUAGUGGAUGAAAUGGAAAAAGUCAAGGAAAUGUUUAUGAAGGAGUUUAAAGAAUUAACUUCCAAGAAUUCAGCAUUAGAAUUUCAAUUGUCAGAAAUCCAGAAGUCCAAUAUGCAGAUCAAGUCCAACAUAGGCACGUUAAAAGAUGCACACGACUUUAAAGAGGAGCGCCCCCAGCACCCCCAGGACUUCCAGAAUGUCAUGCAGCUGCUGGACAACCAGGAAAGCAAGUGGAAUGCCCGAGUUCAAGCUCUCCACCAAGAGCACAAGAAGGAGAAGAGCCGGCUCCUGUCUCACAUAGAGAAGCUGCGAACCUCCAUGAUCGACAACCUCAAUGCCAGCAACGUUUUCUACAAGAAGCGGAUUGAGGAGCUGGGGCAGCGGCUGCAGGAGCAGAACGAGCUCAUCGUGUCCCAGCGGCACCAGAUUAAGGAGUUCUCCAGUAAGCCGUUCAGCAGUGGCACCGAAUUCAAAGGGACUCCUUUAAGCUGGCAGCCCUUUGAACCGAAGCUAACUGCCCCGGCUAUACCCAUGCCCGGCCCGGCCCCACCGACUGUGGACAUGAAGCCAAGUCUGACCGUGGCACAUGAGCAGACAUUCUCAUCACACAUACUGGAACCAAUAGAAGAACUUUCAGAAGAAGAAAAAGGAAGGGAAAAUGAGCAGAAGUUAAGUAACAAUAAGAUGCAUUUAAGAAAAGCUCUGAAGAACAACCCCACCCUCACCAAGGAAAUAAGAACAGUGCUGGAGCAGAGCUUGGUGGAGAAAUUGGAGUCCUUGGGAAUUAAUGCGGGUGUCCGAGGCAUCCCGACCGAUCACUUGAACAGAGUGUUGAGGGCCGUGGAGUCGGCGCGGCUGGAGAGAGAAAGGCAGAUCCCUAACAUCCAGCACAUCCGGGAAGUCCUGGAGCAUCAGGUCAGCUGUAAAAUUGAGGAGAGAGCCUCGCUGUCUUCCGAAAGGCAAUGGAGACACGUGAGUGACACCGCUGCGGCCAUCCAUGGGUGUGAGAAGCACAGUGUCUCCCAGACGGACACUGCAUCCACAGGAGAGAUCCCUAAGGCGGCACCGCUAGCGCCCAAGAACAGACCGCUGCUUAGACAGAGGCCAGUGUUCACAGAUCGGACGGCCAUUCCAAAAGUUCCUAAGAAAACGAGCACAGAAGAUCUUAUUCCCAGGAAGUCUUCAACCUUGACGACCCCUCCCUUCAGCUCCGAGGAGGACCUGGACGGUGAUGACGACUUCAUCCAGGCUUACGUGUCCCCGGUGACCGUGACGGUGCAGCCCGCCAAUUCCACCACCAGCAACCACUUUGGAAAAAACGUGGUGAAGAGUGACACUGACUGGACUGAGGGCAGCGAGAUGGAGGAUUCGGACCUUUCCCCCAAACCCAUGGGAACUUCCAUUAAGAUACAAACCGAAAGUGUUGAGAAGAUGCCUUCUAAUCACCGGAAUUUGAACAAGCCCGCUGGUGGGGUUGGCAUUGCCGAGAUGUUCAUCAGGAAAGAAGUGAAAGAAGAUCUCAAGUGUGCAGACGUGGAGGAUGACGACUGGGACAUAUCGUCUCUAGAGGAAGAUAAGUCUCUGGGGCAGAGACCGGGGAAAGAUCCUGUGGAAUCUCGACUUCUCAAGAGUGACCCAAAUCCCAUGCAAGUGCCAAGUGCCUGGGGCCCACCAAACCCCAAAGUUGCCAAGGAAGAAGGACUUCUAGGGGAAUCCAAGAGCAGCUUAGUCACUGUGACUGACUGGAGCGACUCCUCCGACGUGUGACCGUGACCCCAGCUCUGGGCCAGCCAGGCCA
This is a messenger RNA of Sorex fumeus (smoky shrew), 3419 nucleotides long. RefSeq names its product DAZ interacting zinc finger protein 1 (gene DZIP1). NCBI's taxonomy places the organism in Eukaryota, Metazoa, Chordata, Mammalia, Eulipotyphla, Soricidae. The record is from RefSeq and is a predicted model, not a curated record. Gene Ontology annotation, cellular component: ciliary basal body; cytoplasm. The coding region runs from base 770 to 3388 and encodes 872 amino acids. The transcript has 23 exons. Gene Ontology annotation, biological process: cilium assembly.